Messenger RNA from Babesia ovata, 4665 nucleotides. RefSeq names its product formin homology 2 domain containing protein, putative. Bases 1 to 4665 code for a protein of 1554 amino acids. Lineage: Eukaryota; Apicomplexa; Aconoidasida; Piroplasmida; Babesiidae. The transcript has a single exon. Gene Ontology annotation, molecular function: protein binding. The record is from RefSeq and is a predicted model, not a curated record.
AUGGAGUACGUUGACUAUGAGAGCCUCACGGAGGCGGAGCUGAAAACCAUGGAUAACCUGACGGUGAGGAGCAAGGUCGCCGAGCUGCCGAUGAGCACUUCCGGCAACAUAUCGCCGUAUGCGCUUGGCAUGUCCGUGCGCAUAGACCUAGAGAAGCGCCGUAGAGCGACGCAAACGGACAAGGAACGCAAUAACAUGGUGGGAAAUGCGUUCCUGGACUCCUGCGGUAAGUUCGGCUCCAGCGACAAGGUGGUGGAGGCGGCUGCUAUUUUGCGGAAGUUGGACACCAACUGCAGUUCUUUGGUGUACCGUGAGGCGUUGGCUACCCGCAUGCAGCUGCGCAAGAUGGCGCUGAAGAACUUUUCUGCGGAGAACUUCGCAGAGGCUCUGCUGCAGGCGCACUACUCGCUCCUGCUGGCAAAGAAGUUCCACAUGGACAUCGCCAAGACGCCGUUGACUGGAGAGAUGGCGAUGGAGCUUCUGAUUUUGAGCAAGUGCUACGCGCACGUGGGCCAAUUCGACGCGGGUAGAACCCACCUUGUGGAGUUGCGGUUCCUGGUUGAGCAGACUCUGCUGCACUUCGCGAAACCUGCUGCGGCUGGGGAGCGCGCUGAGCCGCAGACUCCUGGGCGCAAGGCCGUGAUAAACUGCGACGCAAAGGUCUUUCCCAACAUUGUGUUCACGCUGGGCGAGAUCUUGACGAUGUACGACCUCUACGAGGAUGCGGAGAUAUUUUUCUCGAAGUACCUGAUGCUCUGCGAACGCGAGUUUGGCGGCGAUAGUGUCGCCCUGAGCGAGGCCAUCAACAGCGUCUGUGUGUACUUUUUGCGUAGUCGGCAACAUAUGAAGGCUCUGCCUCUGGCCGUGAAGGCGCUCGAGAUUCAGAAGAAACACUUCGGCGAUUACACCAGCGAGACGCCCGACCCGCGUGUGGCGGAGGGGUACUGUAACGUGGGGAUGCUGUACCGCAUGGUGGGCAACCCUUUAGACGCUUUGCACAACUUGCUCAUCGCCAUCGACAUGAAGAUGCGCCUCUUCCAGGAUCGGGAGCAUCCCCAAGUGCAGGACAUUUUCCUUUCAAUCGGCUGCUGUCAGCACAUGCUGGGCAAUUUCCACGCCGCGGCGUCCAUAUACCGCGAAGUAUACAUGACGCGUUGCGACACUCUGGGAACUACGCAUCCGCUGACUGUUGCAGUGAAGCAUUUGCUGGAGGACCUUGACCGCGAUAUCAAGCUGGCGCCGCAAUCGGAUCCUGCCGAUGAGAAGCAUAAGGCGCUGUCUGCGAGCACAGAGAAAGUUCGUGCUCGCGUAAAGGUGCUGGAUGCCGAGAUGGGUCAUAACACUAAAAAGGCGCCGCGCGGAACGCCCGGCAUUGAGGUAUGUCGCAUCCAAUCGCUUUACGCGAACAAGACAAAGCACUUCCGCAUACCCACGGCGAGCAUACUGCAAACGCACGAAUGCAUCAUCCCUCGCAAGGAAAUCAUUGAGCUGUCGCGUCAGAUAUCCAUUCAGUACGCGUAUAAGCGUCUGCCCAUCAUAAACAUACCGCGCAUGGCCCGAGGCCGGCUGUUUUUGAACGACGGCCAGCCUGUCAUGGAGUGCAACAAGGACGCUUCCGACCUGCUCCUCGAGUGGGAUUUCCGCCCCCCGUCGGUUACCGCCGAUGGCGACGUGGUGGGUAGUGACCCCAAGCUGUCUGCCGAUGUGCACCUUUUCAUCCCCAUCAUAGAGGAUGGUAAGCCCGUCAUCGGGUUCUACAACAAGCCCAUUUUCGUCCCAAACCCAGGUCUAUUCCACGCAUACAAGCGAACCAAGGCGAUAUAUGACUUCAACGUGGAAACGCCCUCUCAAACUGCCGAUCAGGUCAAGGGACGUCCUUCGAAAACGAGUAGCACGUUGGAAGCCACACCAAGCGGAAUGACUCGAGCCAGCGAUUCGAAGGAGCCUAACCGUCCCGUUCCUUUGGUUACGGCGAAGCCUCAACCUCCUCCGAAGCGCAGUGGAACGGCUUCUACGGUUCCCGAGGUCACCCGAAAAGCAGAUCCACCCAAGGAAGCACCUGCACCCGCUAUUACCGUGAAGACGAAACUUACUGUAAAACCAAAGGGUGAUACUGUUGCUGCUACGAAGACAGCAACUGCUCAACCCCCCAAAGCCGCUCCUAAAAAGGCACCACCCAAGGCCGUUCCUAAAAUACUGCUUCCGAAGAGCGUUAAGGCUGUGGAGAGCGUGAGUUCGGACGAUGCAACUGCACCGAAGCAGGAGACACCGGUACCCACACCGGAAGCACCGACAGGCGCAAUAUCAUCGCAGGGCGAGGAAUCAAAAACGGAUGAUCCAACUCCCAUAAAUGCGCCACUUGUCGAGCUGCCAUCGAUGCGAUUGGGCGAUUUAUUCACUAAGAAGACGGAGACCAACCCCAAUGGUCGCAACGCAAAGUUCCUCGCCAAGAUUGGGAAUCUGGCGAAAAUAGUGGUGAAGCCGAACCAAGUGAAGACGCCCCUUGCCAGCAACAUUACAAAGGUCAAGCAGGCGGCACCUGUAACCGGCGCAUCGCCUCCAUCGUCCCUUUUGGACAGCGACGCCGACACCAGUCUCUCUGACUUGGAUGAUGAAGAGCUCCUUAUGCCCUCUGCAUCUCUGCGUGAAGAUCCCACGGCGAGAGCAUCCUUGGUGGCUAUGCCCCCUAGAAAUAUUAAGCUACCGCUGGACCUAAAAUCCAUCCAUGAUCCGCUGCCCAUGGACAUUCUCAGCGAGGUUCGAGGUAUCCGAUCCCACAAGGACGAUGACACGUCGCUUCGAUGUAUGCUGCUGGAUGAGGACGGUCGCUCGCUCGCAAUUGUGCCGUGGCAGAUCGACAUGAUGUCGCUGACAUUGGCCAAGUCGUGCCUUUCCAUUGAGCUGCUCGAGAAGUAUUCGGUUACCGGCGACAAGAAGGAUGAGUCCUCAGACGCUGCAAAAGAGGCCCAGAUCGCCGCAUAUCGGAAACUGCUGGCGGGCGAGGGACUUCACGACCUUGGUUUCAGUGAUUUGAUCGGUAACAAGGCAAUGCAGUCGUUGGCUGGCGGUGCGGAUGCCUUGUCUGCCGGUUUGGGCAUGGAUCUGCCUCCCUCUGUUCUUGCUAACCUUCGCAAGCAGGCUGAGGAGUUGGAAAGGAAAGCUAAGGAAGAGGCAGAAGCGGCGGCCGCGGAGAAAGAAGCCGAAGAAAAGGCAGGUGCUGCCGGCAUGCCGAAGAUUGUGCCGAUUUUGAAGAAGGAAGCUCCGACGAUGAAAAAAGGCGCGCCGCCCAUGAAGAAGGGGGCACCGAAGGGCCUCGCUCCACCUGGAAUGAAGAAAGGUCUUCCAACAAAGACAAAGGGCAAGGGAGCGGCGUCAAUGGUCGACAACUCCCGGGUACGUCGCUUCUUCUGGGAUCCUAUUUUCGGCGACGACGCCAAAGGCACGCUUUUCGCAUGUCCAAAAGGCAUGCCCAGCGUGGAGAAACCCGAGAUUGAAGCAACGUUCGCGAAAGCGGCGCCCAAGGCCCGUGUGGCAGUUGUGUCUAAGCCUAAGGUUCUCAACCUGCUGCCUGACUCCAAGAGAGCCUAUAACAUGAACAUUGGUUUGUCCAAAUUCUCCAAGUACACCUUCAAGGAACUUAAAGAUGCCGUGCUAGGUUUGGACCCCAGCAUUCUGAACAUAGAGGCCACUGAGGGCCUCAUGACCCUGUUGCCCACCCCAGAGGAGGCCAACAUAGUCCAAGAGUAUGUGAAGUCUGGAGGCGACAUGAACCUGGUAGACCGACCUGAACAGUUCGUCGCUGUGAUUUCAACGAUCCCGCUGCUGAAGCAGCGGCUGGAUUCGCACCACGUCGCGCUGACCUUCAAGGAACACUUCCAGGAGAUCAUCACGCCCCUGGAGCGUAUAAUGGACGGCUGCGAGGCGGUGAUGUCGAGUGUCAAGUUGAACGUCCUGUCGAACGUCAUCCUGAAGAUCGGUAACACGCUUAACGAGGGAGACUCGAAAAAGGGUAAUGCGGAGGGUUUCAAGCCCACCACGUUCGCCAAGCUGAACGAAUUCCGCACCACCACAAAGCCGGUUAAGACCUUGAUGCAAUACAUUUGUGACAUCGUCGCAAAGGAUGAUGAGAGUCUGCUGGAAAUAUACAACGAACUGCGAGCUUGCGAGGAGUGCUCUAAGAUCGACACGGUCGCCUUGGAGGCAAACAUCACCAAGUUCAAGAACGACAUGCAGAAAGUCAACAACGCCAUCGCCGCGGUAGAACGCCUACGCGACAGCAACGACGAGUUUGUGCCUAUAAUGCGUGACUUCAUGAAGGACGCGGAGCCCAAGGUGUCGUUUGUGCAGGAGCAGCAGAAAGAGGUGAUGCUCCUGUUCCGGGAAACGGCAAAGUACAUGGGUUACCCCGACAAGGAGGUCGAAAAGGUGCGCGUGGACGAGUUGUUCCGUCACAUUUGGGGCUUCGCGAAAAAUGUGGAGGUGGCCCGCAAGGCUCGGCUCGAAGCCAUCGAGAAGGAGCGCCGGCUGGUUAUGGCUGAGCGUAGAAAGCAGGAGCAGGCGGCUGCCCGAAAGAGCAAGAUGCGCACGUCACUGAUUCCUACAACAGUCACGGCUACUCCUAAGAUGGUAGACGGGCUGGCGGACAUUGUGAAAACACAGACUUGA